AUGACACACAAGGUAGAAGCAGCAAAAAUAUUCCUGGAUCUUUGUGGCCAGCUGAGGAGACAGGAUCUGAACAUCAGGAGAGUGAAAUCCAGUGUGAAAGUUUGGUCAAGACCAGAGGCAAUUAAUCAAACACAGUAUGCCCUUGAGGCAGGAGUUGCCAUUCUGGAGUAUUUUGAAGCUUAUUAUGAUGUACCUUACCCUUUGCCAAAGCAAGACAUGAUAGCCAUCCCAGACUUUGCUGCUGGAGCCAUGGAAAACUGGGGUCUGAUUACUUACAGGGAGACAGCUCUGCUUUAUGACCCUGCUGUGUCCUCAUUAGGCAACAAGCAGUCUGUGGCCAUCAUUGUGUCUCAUGAGCUAGCACAUCAGUGGUUUGGUAACCUUGUGUCUCCACUGUGGUGGGAUGACCUUUGGCUUAAUGAAGGAUUUGCAAGCUAUGUGGAAUACCUGGGAGUGGAUAAUUUUGCAAAAGAAUUUAAACUGGGGUUGAGAUUCCCAUCAAUAGACAUUCAAGGAGUAUUCAGACCUGAUGGUUUGGCAAGUUCCCAUCCCAUCUAUGUCCCAGUGGGCCAUCCAGAUGAGAUCAUUGAGAUAUUUGACUCUAUCUCUUACAACAAGGGAGCAUCCAUUAUCCGCAUGAUGAGCUACUUUCUUACUGAGGAUACAUUUAGGAAAGGACUUACGAGUUAUCUUCGCAAGCAUGCGUAUGAUGUAGCCACCCAUGAUGAUCUUUGGACUUCACUGUCUCAGGAGGCUACAGGCAUUGAUGUCAAACAGGUGAUGGACACAUGGACACUACAGAUGGGCUACCCUGUGGUCAAGAUAGACCUGGACAACACCACCCCGACUGGUGCUGUACGUGUGACCCAGAAACACUUCCUGAUUGACCCCUCUGUGGAGCCCAGUCCUAAGUACCCAAGUCCAUAUAAUUAUAAAUGGGAGAUUCCUCUGACAUUGACUACCUCCAAGCAACCAAGGUGGGAGGGGAAUAGAAUCAAGUGGAUGUCACAAACAGAUAUAACUCUUGACAAAAGCACUGACCUUGACAACAUUGGCAGCAGUGAUUGGGUGGUGGCCAACAUCCAACAGUAUGGCUACUACAGGGUCAACUAUAAUAAGAAGAACUGGGAGAAUAUUAUAAGGCAAUUAAGCACUGACCACAAUAUGAUACAUGUUAUAAACAGGGCUCAACUUAUUGAUGAUGCUUUCAACAUCGCGAGAUCUGGUUCAGACCCAGAUGUGGAUGUCAUACUGGCAAUGAGGACCACCAAGCAUUUAGACAAGGACUUUGAAUACAUGCCCUGGAGAGCUGCACUCAACAAUAUUGGUUAUAUACACUCCAUGUUGAGCAGAACAUCACACUUUGGAAAUUUCAAGGCUUAUAUGCUUGGUCUGGUUCUUCCAUUGUACAAUAGACAUGGAUGGGCAACUAUUGAUGACCCUGUGGAGAGCUUCAGCAGAACCAGUGCGAUAGGCCAUGCCUGCGCCUAUGGACAUCAGCAUUGUCUGGAUGAAGCCACUAAUCUUUUCAGGCAGUGGAUGAACACACCCAACCCAGAUGCAAAUAAUCCGAUCAAGGUUGACCUGAAAAGUUUGGUGUACUGCUAUGCCAUCAAAAAUGGAGGGCAGACUGAAUGGGACUGGGCCUAUGAGAGAUAUAAGAAAGCCAAUGUCGCUGCAGAGAAAUCUAAGCUGAUAGUAGCCUUGACCUGCUCUAAUGAACCUUGGAUAUUGAAUAGAUAUCUGGAGUAUUCAAUGGACAGGAAAGAGGUGCGUCAGCAAGAUGCAGUUUCAGUGAUGGCAAACAUUGCAGGGAAUUCUAUUGGAAAAUCAAUGGCCUGGAAUUUCUUCAGGGCAAACUGGGACAAGAUAUUUGCUGAAUAUGGUAGUGGGCCAUUUGACUUCAGUACAUUAAUAUCAAGUGUGACUAGCUGGUUCAACACUGAAUUUGAAUUAGAGCAGCUUCAAGCUCUGAUGUCUAGCAAAGGGAAUCUCGGAUCUGGUAAGCGUGCCUUUGAACAAGCUGUGGAGAAGACACGGGCAAAUAUCAAGUGGAUGCAGGCCAAUGAACAGAAACUGGGAGAUUGGCUGAAAAGUGGAGGGAUAACUCCAGACCCUGGAACUUCAAAUGAUGUCCGUCUGCCUUCUACCUUACAUCCAGUCUACUAUAAACUAGAUCUAAAACCUGAUAUUUAUGGAAAUGACCCAGAACGCUUCAACUUUUCUGGAUCAGUAGAAAUCACCAUUUUCUGCAAUGAAAGCACACCACAGAUAAAACUUCACAGCAAUAAGCUGACCAUCCCAGAAGGUGAUGUGGAAUUAAUGGAUGAAAACAGAGACCCAUUAGCAAUAUCAAACACCAAAAUGGACACUGAAAAUCAGUUUUUCAUUCUGAAUCUGCCACGUGAUCUUGAAAAAGGAAAAAAUUACACAUUAAAGAUGAAGUUUGAAGGACCAUUAAGGGAUGACCUGGCUGGACUUUACAGAAGUCAAUAUUUCAGUACUGCAAGGAAUAAGACAGUCCACAUUGCCACCACACAGAUGCAGCCCACAGAUGCCAGAAAAGCUUUCCCCUGCUUUGAUGAACCUGCAUUUAGAGCUGUCUUUGAAGUGACUUUGUGGAGGAAAGACUCCAUGAAAUCCUUGUCCAACAUGCCAAUCAGAAGUAGUACAACUGAAUCAGGUGGAUGGGUUGCAGAUCAUUACCACCCCACCCUUAAAAUGUCCACAUACCUCCUGGCUUUCAUUAUAUGUGAUUUUGACUAUGUCGAAAAUACCACAUCCAGAAACACAAUAGUCAGAGUCUGGGCCAGACCUGAAGCUAAGGACCAGGCAUACUAUGCACUGGAUGCUGGAGUACGCAUACUGGAGUACUUUGAAGGCUAUUACAACAUUACAUUCCCUCUACCAAAGCAAGACAUGAUAGCUAUCCCAGACUUUGCUGCUGGAGCCAUGGAAAACUGGGGUCUGAUUACUUACAGGGAGACGGCUGUUUUGUAUGAUCCUAAAGUGUCGUCUGCUGGCAACAAGCAGUGGGUCGCAGUGGUAGUGUCACAUGAACUGGCCCAUCAGUGGUUUGGCAACCUGGUAACUCCACUGUGGUGGGAUGACCUGUGGCUUAAUGAAGGGUUUGCCAGCUAUGUAGAGUACCUGGGAGUGGACUUCAUAGAACCAACUUUCAAGAUGAUGGAGCAAUUUCUUACCGAGGCCUUGCACGAUGUGUUUGGUUAUGAUGGCCUGGCCAACUCUCACCCCAUCUAUGUUCCUGUGGGACAUCCUGAUGAGAUCAAUGAGAUAUUUGACACAAUAUCAUACAGCAAGGGUGCCUCUAUUAUAAGGAUGAUGAGUCAUUUCUUGACAGAAGAUCUAUUCAGGAGAGGACUCACACACUACCUUAAUAGACAUGCCUAUGAUGUUGCCACACAUGAUGACCUGUGGAAUGCCCUCACUGAGCAAACCCAAAAAGAAGGAGAACUCAUGGAUGUAAAGACAAUAAUGGACACUUGGACACUCCAGAUGGGUUACCCAGUGGUCAAGAUAAACAGGGACUACAGUGGACACUCAGCUACUGUGACACAGUCUCAUUUUCUCAUAGAUCCAACUGUAGAACCAAACCCUAAAUAUCCUUCACCGUUCAACUACAAGUGGGAGGUGCCCCUAACCUUUACAACUUCUGUAAACCCACAGUGGGGUGGAACUGAUAUCAGGUGGAUGCAUAAAAAUGAUGCAAACUUUAUGCUCAAUACAACUGACUUGAAUAAUGUUGGAGAUGAUGGUUGGGUGAUUGGCAAUCUUCAGCAGUAUGGCUACUACAGGGUCAACUAUGACAGGAAGAAUUGGGACAACAUUCUCAGUCAACUCCAAGAUGAUCACACGAAAAUAAAUGUGAAGAACAGAGCUCAGAUCAUUGAUGAUGUCUUCAACAUAGGAAGUUCUGGCAUGGACAGUGAUGUGGAUAUAGUGCUGGCCAUGGAGACCACCAAGUACCUGGUCAAGGAGGUGGACUAUAUACCAUGGGAGACUGCCCUGAUAAGCAUGGGACAGACUGACCGCAUGCUGAGCAAAACAGGACUUUAUGGCAAUUACCAGAAAUACAUGUUAGGCCAGAUAUUACCUCUGUACAACAAAGUUGGUUGGGAGGAUACUGGAGAUCAUAUUGAACAGUAUGUCAGAGUUUGGGCACGACGAGAAGCCGAGGACCAGACAGCUUAUGCUCUGAAUGCUGGAGUUAAUAUUCUGGAACACUUUGAAAACUACUAUAACAUAAGUUUCCCUCUUCCAAAACAAGACAUGAUAGCCAUCCCAGACUUUGCUGCUGGAGCCAUGGAAAACUGGGGUCUGAUUACUUACAGGGAGACAGCUCUUCUCUAUGAUCCUAAAGUGUCGUCUGCUAGUAAUAAACAGAGAGUGGCAGUGGUUGUGUCACAUGAACUGGCCCAUCAGUGGUUUGGUAACCUUGUGUCUCCACUGUGGUGGGAUGACCUUUGGCUUAAUGAAGGAUUUGCCAGCUAUGUGGAAUACCUGGGGGUGGACUUCAUUGAAUCAACAUGGAAAAUGAUGGAACAGUUUUUAGUCGAAGAUCUUGAGGAUGUGUUCAAAUUGGAUGGCCUGGCCAACUCUCACCCCAUCUAUGUUCCUGUGGGACAUCCUGAUGAGAUCAAUGAGAUAUUUGACAGGAUCUCUUAUGCUAAGGGAGCAUCAAUUAUACGCAUGAUGAACAACUUUUUGACUGAGGAUGUGUUUAGAAGAGGCCUUACACGUUACCUUAACAGGCAUGCCUAUGAUGUUGCCACACAUGAUGAUUUAUGGGCUGCCCUCAGUGAGCAAACCAGAGAAGAUGGACACCCGGUGGAUGUGAAGACAAUAAUGGACACUUGGACACUCCAGAUGGGUUACCCAGUGGUCAAGAUAAACAGAACCUACAGUGAACAACCAUCAACUGUAUCACAGUCUCAUUUUCUCAUAGAUCCAACUGUAGAACCAAACCCUAAAUAUCCUUCACCUUUCAAUUACAAAUGGGAGAUACCUUUAACUCUCACCACAAGUAAUUCUCCAAUGUGGAAUGGCACCAUAAGAUGGAUGAAAAAAAAUGACAUUAGUCUUAAUACAACUGACUUGAAUAAUGUUGGAGAUGAUGGUUGGGUGAUUGGCAAUCUUCAGCAGUAUGGCUACUACAGGGUCAACUAUGACAGGAAGAAUUGGGACAACAUCCUCAAUCAACUGAACACUCAUCACAGGAUGAUACAUGUGAAAAACAGAGCUCAAAUUAUAGAUGAUGCCUUCAACAUAGCAAAUUCUGGCAUUGAUCCAGCUGUAGACAUAGAGCUAGCUAUGCAGACGACCAAGUAUUUGUCCAAAGAAACAGAGUACAUCCCGUGGGAGGCAGCACUCUUGAAUGUUGGUUACUUGGACAUUAUGAUGAGCAAAACCCAACACUAUGGAAACUACCAGAAGUACAUGUUGCACCAGAUAUUACCACUGUACAACAGGGUGGGAUGGGAGGAUACUGGAGGGCCUGGAGAGCACCUUGAACAUUACAAUAGGAUCAAUGCUUUGGGUAGAGCCUGUGCCUAUGGAUACCAACCUUGCCUGGAUAAAGCCACAGAGAUGUUCAACAGUUGGAUGAAUUCGGCAAACCCUGAUGAGGAUAACCCUAUUCCACCAAAUUUGAAGUCUUUGGUCUAUUGCAAUGCCAUUAAGAAAGGUACUUCCCAGAUGUGGGACUGGACAUAUGAAAGAUACAAGAAGGCCAAUGUGGCAUCAGAACAAGUCAAGCUGCUGUAUGGACUGUCAUGUAGUUCUCAAACUUGGAUUCUUAGCAGAUAUCUGGAGUAUGCCAUAACUUCAAGUGAGAUUCGUAAACAAGAUGGCACCUCAGUGAUUGUGUAUGUUGCAAGGAACCAUAUUGGAAGAGGUCUUGCCUGGGACUUCAUUAGGUCUAAAUGGAACUUUUUAAUGAAUGAUUAUGGUGGUGGAAGUUUCUCUUUCUCCAGUAUCAUCAGAGGAGUUACCACUCACUUCAACACACAGUUUGAACUAGAUAAAUUGAAUGAAUUCAUAUCCAGCCGUGACAAUCUAGGAUCAGGUCAGCGUGCCUUUGAGCAAGCUGUGGAGAAGACACAGGCAAAUAUCAAGUGGAUGCAAGCCAAUGAAAAGAAACUGGGAGAAUGGCUGGCAGCAAAUGUAGACCCCACAGAUACAGUAACCAAGCCCUCUGAUGUCCGCCUACCCACCACCAUGUUACCUAACUACUACAAGUUGUGGCUACGACCUGACAUCUAUGGCAGUGACCCUGAGACCUUCACCUUUGAUGGUGUGGUGGAGAUAACCAUGCUUUGUAAUGAAACCACCAAAGUCAUCAAAGUUCACACUAAUAAACUAACCAUCAAUAGUGUGGAGUUGAUGGAAACGGCUGACAAUGCUAGUGUGACUGGAUUUACAAGAAGUGAAGACAAAGCAAGACAGUUUUUGGUGAUUAAUGCACCAGAGAAUUUUGAUGUUGGGAAAAACUACACUCUAAAGAUAAACUUCACUGGGCCUUUGAAAGAUGACUUAGCAGGACUGUACAGGAGUCAGUAUUUCAGCUCCACCAGAAAUAAGACUGUCCACAUUGCCACCACCCAGAUGCAGCCCACAGAUGCCAGAAAAGCUUUCCCCUGCUUUGAUGAACCUGCAUUUAAAGCUGUCUUUGAAGUGACUUUGUGGAGAAAAGACCCCAUGAAAUCCCUGUCAAAUAUGCCUAUCAGAAGAACUACAACACAAGAUGACUGGAAGCUGGACCACUACUUCCCCACUGUGAAGAUGCCUACCUACCUGCUAGCCUUCAUUAUCUGUGAUUUUGUUCAUGUUGAGAGAAACACAACAAGGAACACAGCUGUAAUUGAAUAUAUAUUUUAUGCAGUCAUACUUUUACUUUGGUACACUUAA
Molecule: messenger RNA, 6927 nt
Organism: Lingula anatina
Lineage: Eukaryota; Metazoa; Brachiopoda; Lingulata; Lingulida; Lingulidae
Biological process (GO): proteolysis; peptide catabolic process
Cellular component (GO): membrane; cytoplasm
Molecular function (GO): metalloaminopeptidase activity; peptide binding; zinc ion binding
Source: RefSeq, a predicted model, not a curated record